Molecule: messenger RNA, 882 nt
Organism: Pyrenophora tritici-repentis Pt-1C-BFP
Lineage: Eukaryota; Fungi; Ascomycota; Dothideomycetes; Pleosporales; Pleosporaceae
Product: DUF1421 multi-domain protein
Cellular component (GO): mitochondrial inner membrane peptidase complex; membrane
Molecular function (GO): serine-type endopeptidase activity
Source: RefSeq, a predicted model, not a curated record
AUGCCACCUAAACCACCGCUCCGUCUCCCCACCAAACCGCGCACAGCAUCCAUCCCACGUGUCAAACCAGCUCUACCCACCCGACCCGUAAAACCCCUCCCCCGAGGUGCGCCGCCGCCGCCUUCACGCUCCCCCACCAAGUCCAGCGCACCACGACAACCUCAAUCGCAAUGGCUUGACCAACGCGCCCUCGGCUCCCCCCACCGCUACUGGCUAAAAUGGGGCAUCAACGGCAUCGUCCUGUGCUCUGGCCUCCUCUUCAUCCGCGACUACUUGUUCGAGAUCCAAGCCGUACGCGGCACCUCCAUGUCACCGACGCUCAACCCGCACACGCACGAGACAGGCUCGUCAGAAUCCGUGUUCAUACGGCGCUAUAUACCGGGUGCGCGAGAAAGAAAGACCGCAAGCGAGAAAGAUUAUAAAUGGAGCAUCCGCCGCGGCGACGUCGUAACGUUUUGGAAACCGCAUAAACCGGGUGAAAUGGGGAUUAAACGCGUCAUCGCCGUCGAGGGCGACACUGUGUAUCCAACGCGGGGCUACGCGCUUGACCCUGCGGCUAGGGAGGGUAGGUUGGGCGGAUUGCCGGAUGGGUUUUUGGAUGAGGAUGUUGGGUCGGUUGUGCAUGGAAGGGAGGAGGAGGUGGCUAGGGUGGUUGUGCCGUAUGGACAUGUGUGGCUGGAGGGGGAUAAUGCGAGGAGUAGUCUUGAUAGCAAUUUCUUUGGGCCGGUUAGUAAAGGUCUUGUGCAAGGGAAGGCGGUGAGGGUUUGGAGUGGGUGGUUUGGGUGGAGGGAUGUGGGGGAUAUGAGGGGGGAGGCGGAGAGGCGGUUGGGGAGUAGGGUUGUCGAGGGGAGGAGUGAGGUUCCUGCUGCGUUUUUGGAGUGA